AUGUUUCUAAUGGUACACACUCUUGACGUUAAUAAUAGAGGCACGCCACCAUUAAAUGAAAUAUCAAAAUCAAUAAUGAAAAACAACGCCUUAGUAAUAUCAAAUACAGACCUUUCACUUAGACGUUCUAUUACAAUUGAUCCGAAGGAAACUAUGAGAAAAGAUAAAAUAAACGUCGAACAUGAUGUACUUUUUGGUAAGAUUGUUAAUACACAUCCAUACAAAUAUAUCAGUAAGCCAUCUGCUGUUUGUAAUUUUACUGUUAAUAAUGUUCAUCCAAAUUUACUGAUUUUAGUCAAAUCAGAUGUGUUUCAUAUUGGACAUCGCAUGGCUAUCCGAGCCACAUGGGGCAACUUAACAAACAGUGCAAGACACAUAGCAUUUUUAUUGGGAUAUUCAUCGCUAGUCGAAUCGUUCAUCAAGAUGGAAUUUAAUGUAUAUAAUGAUCUGAUCCAAGAGGAUUUCAUCGACCAGUAUCGAAACAAUACUUUAAAAACUAUCAUGGGAUUUAAAUGGGCUGCCUCCAACUGUAGGCAUGCUAAAUUCGUUUUAUUUGUAGAUGAUGACUAUUUUGUAAAUAUGCCAAAUCUAAUUAAUCUCAUUGAAGAUAUUGAAAAAUCUGAACAGCAAAGUGUGUUCAUUGGUCGCAUGCAAAAGUUCAGGUACGUUCACAGAAAUAAAUAUAAUAAAUGGUACGUAUCUACUGACGAAUAUCCUAACAAAAAGUGGCCUCCAUUCAUCAGCGGGGGGUCAAUGUUAUUGUCUAUGGACGUGGUUAUAAAGUUUGCACUUGCCUUUCCGUACGUAAAAUCGAUAUCUCUUGAUGAUGUGUACCUCGGAAUGGUUGCUAAAAUUCUUAAGAUAACAAUGACACAUAACGAGAGAUUUGAAACUCGAUUCAUUAUUAAAAAACUGAAGAAGUUGAUAACAAGCCACGACUAUGGCUCGCCAACUAUUCUCGUAAGCGAAUUUAAUAGAUUAUUCCAGAGGGGAAAAUAUUAG
Messenger RNA from Mytilus trossulus (common blue mussel), 1002 nucleotides. Its product is annotated as beta-1,3-galactosyltransferase brn-like. The record is from RefSeq and is a predicted model, not a curated record. Lineage: Eukaryota; Metazoa; Mollusca; Bivalvia; Mytilida; Mytilidae. The coding region runs from base 1 to 1002 and encodes 333 amino acids. Gene Ontology annotation, cellular component: Golgi membrane. Gene Ontology annotation, molecular function: hexosyltransferase activity; UDP-glycosyltransferase activity. The transcript has a single exon.